Messenger RNA from Tachysurus fulvidraco (yellow catfish), 2643 nucleotides. RefSeq names its product immunoglobulin superfamily member 3-like. The record is from RefSeq and is a predicted model, not a curated record. The transcript has 8 exons. NCBI's taxonomy places the organism in Eukaryota, Metazoa, Chordata, Actinopteri, Siluriformes, Bagridae.
UAAACUAUGAGCACAUUCUACACAGAUGUGUUAAUAUUCUUAUGGUGAAAACCUGAAUUUGUGCAGUUUAAGAUGUGUUUUCUUCAGCCUCAGCUGUGGCGUCUCCUCCUGAUGAUGAGUCUUGGAGGACUCUUUCAGACCGAUGUUUGUGACGGGCAGCAUUUGGUAGAGAUGCAGGAGGGUCCAUUGUACCGUGUGAAAGGAUUUCCAAUGUCUAUCUCCUGUCUCGUUAGUGGCCUUAAACAUUCCUCCAAGAUUCAAGAUUUUGCUUUUUCAAUCAUUCAGCCAAAGGUUCAAAUCCAAAUUAUUAGCACUUUUGACCAAUCUUAUGCUUAUGCAAUGUACUCUAAAAGAGUGCGGGAGAAAAAUAUUGUGAUUGAAAGGCAGUCAGAGACUUCAGUUAUUUUCCACAUUAAGUCUCUGGAAGCAGACGAUUCUGGAGAAUAUGAAUGUUACACUCCAAAUAGAGAUGGGGUGUAUUUCGGAACCUACAACGCAAAAACAACAGUGAAUGUGAUUGAGGAUACUCUGGUGGCAUCAUACUCUGGACUUGCAUCUCUUAGCGUCUUUGUAGGUGAAUCCAUUCAGCUUGAAUGCCAUGUCUCCAGUCAGACCUUUCAACACACUCAUCUGUCUGUUACCUGGUAUCUGCGUGGUAGCACUGACACUCGACCCAUCAUCAGUUUGGAUCGAGAUUUAACUGUAAGGCCUGGAGCAGAGUAUGAGCACAGAUACCAUUCUGGGUUCAUAACUAUGGAGAAGAUAGAAGACACCACUUACAGACUCAAGAUAACUCAGGUACAGCCGUCUGACAGUGGUGAGAUCUACUGCCAGGCUGAGGAGUGGAUCCAGGACCCAGAUCGCUCUUGGGUGAGGAUUUGCCACAGGAAUUCUACAGGCUCAAACAUAGAGGUCAAAACUCUAGAUACAGCUCAUGAAGAGGGAUCUUUUGGUACCCAAAUUCAGGUUCUAAAUGGGGCCCUUGAGGAAGGAGACAUGAUGGAGAUCCACUGCAGAUUAGAGGCUCAGAAUCUACCUGGAUAUUUGUUCUCCAUGACUUGGCUGAGAAACAACAUGAUUGUAGCUCAAAUUGAUCACAAUGGUGUGCAGACUGUAGAUGAUGCCUACAUGAAAAGAGAGAAAGAUGGUGAACUGAGAACUGUGAAGAAGAAAAAUACAAUCUUCAUUCUCACUAUCCAACCAGUCAGGGUAGAAGAUCAAGGCAUCUAUCAGUGUAAAGCUGAACAAGUAGGGAAGUUAGAGACUGUGCCAUUCGAAAGAAAAAGCCAGCUAUCUCAUACAGAAACUGUGCACAUCAGAACCAAAGGUAACACUGUUUAUUAUUAUUCUAACAUAAAACUGGAUGUACUGAUUUUUAAGGAAUAUUACAAACAAUACAGCUCAGAUGCAGAUUUGUCUCCCACUGUUGCACUAGAGAGCAAGCUGCAUGUACACAAAUCCAGUCGCUUUCUCAACGUUACUGAUAUUCAGACCGGCUUCAUGGUGGAGUGUUAGAUCGGCUCACGUUCUAGCGAGAAGUCUGUGCUUGAAGUGAUCUGGUCCAGGAGGCAGAGAGACAACCAGCCUCUGGAUAUUUUCACUGCAAGUCGAGAUGGAACUCUACACAGCACGAUCCUUGAUAGAACUCUGGUGUAUGACCGGCCCAGUACCACUCGCUACACACUCACUGUACCCGAUGUUGAUCCCGCUGAUAAUGGCCAGUACCAGUGUCAGGUUAUAGAAUGGAUACAGACAGCUGAUAACACCUGGAGGAAGGUGGCUGAAGAGAAAUCAGGAGAACUUUCUAUCAAUGUAUUCGGGAUCAAAUCAAGUGAAAGUUCUUUCACUUUGGAGACGUCUGCCACACAUCUGAACACCAUGGAGGGAGAGCAGUUGGAUCUUAGUUGUUCUAUUAAUUCUGAAAUAAUGGACGCCACCUAUCAUUACAGUCUUACUUGGUUUGUGGAGAGGCAGGACUCCAGUGUUAGCACUUCUUUACUAAGCUAUACCUAUAAUGGCCUUCUACAGUAUCAGUCAGAGAACCAGCAGCUCAGUGGCAGGCUAUUGUUUUCCAGGCCCACAGCCAAACAAUUUCAGCUCAGUAUUUUGAACUUGGAUCCAUCUGAUAGCGGUAACUACCAAUGCAGUGUUGAACAGUACCAGCUUAACUGUGAAGGCAGGUGGGAAAAGAAGGGAUCUCCGCAAUUGGUUACAACUAAGGUCAAUGUGCAAAAAAUAGAGAGCAAGCUGCAUGUACACAAAUCCAGUCACUUGCUCAAUGUUACCGAUAUUCAGACCGGCUUCAUGGUAGAAUGUGAGAUCCGCUCCCGUUCUAGCGAGAAGUCUGUGUUUGAAGUGACCUGGUUGAGGAGGCAGAGUGAAGAGAAGCCUCUGACCAUUUUCACUGCAAGACGAGAUGGAACUCUACAUAGCACAAUCCUUGAUAGAACUCUGGUGUAUGACCGGCCCAGUACCACUCGCUACACACUCACUGUACCCAAUGUUGGUCCCGCUGAUAAUGGCCAGUACCAGUGUCAGGUUGUAGAAUGGCUACAGACAGCUGCUAACAUCUGGAAGAAGAUGGCUGAAGACAAAUCAGGAGAAAUUUCUGUCAGUGUCCCUGAUAAAGAAAACCCCUUAUGA